AUGCUUCCUCUUACACUUCUUCUAACCUUGGCUGCCGCCGAGUACAUCACUGAGACCAAAGUUAGAACGCACAUCACCACAUUGACAUCUUGUGCUAACAAUGGUUGCAACAAUGGGGAGGGACCCCCUGAGGAAGUUAUAACCAUCACCAGUACUCAUGUUGACUGGGAGACCACCACCUGGUGUCCAGAGUCCGAGACUACUGAGGAACCAGUACUUGAGACUUCUGUUGAGGAGCCACCUACUGAAACUCAACCUGAUACUCCACCCGAAGUGACAACUGAGUGUGACACUACACCUAACGAGCCUACAAUUGAAACUACCACUGAGCCAUGCGAUGUCUGUGAAACUCCAGAGACAAACACUGAACCAUGCGAUGGUUGUGAACAGCCUGAUACAUACACUGAAACCACUUCGUGUGAGACGCCAAUUGAGACGCCAGAGACUGAGACUACUUCUUGCGAGACGACUGAGACGCCUAGUGAGACCGUCGAGACUGAGACACCUGUUGAGACAGGUGAGACUGGUACCACUUCGUGCGAGACUGAGACGUUUGAGACUGAGAGUUUUGAAACUGAGACUUUCGAAACUGGCACCACUUCAUGUGACACCGAGACUUUUGAAACAAUCUCCAGCAGUUUCAGCACUGAAAUCACUUCUGAAACAACUGACGAGACCACCUCCGAGAGCACCUCUGAGACAACUCUGACUUUUGAAACUUCCGAGUCGAGUUCCACUGAGACUGAAGUCACAUCUUCCAUUGAGAUUCCUUCAUCUCAUGGUAUUCCAGAGACUUCUUCAGCUCCAGAGACAUCUGAGUCUUCUUCCGAGUCUUCUACAACCGAGUCUUCAACUUCCGAGUCUUCCACAUCAGAGUCAUCUUCGACUUCUGAGUCGUCUUCAACAGAGUCGUCUUCAACCUCUGAGUCUUCUUCAAACCCUGGCACAUAUUCUUCACCCGAGACUUCGUCGGAGCAGACAUCUUCAGUGCCUGCAACUUCCUCCAAGCCUGAAACCUCGUCUGAGCCUGAGACCUCGUCUGAGCCUGAGACCUCCUCCAAACCUGAAACGUCAUCCGAAUCUACCACCUCAUCUUCAUCAUCGUCAACCUCAACUUCGGUGCAGCCAGUUCCAUCGACUUCGACUGUGCCUCCUGUUACAAUCACCCUGACCAUCCCAUGUCAGGAGUGUGACGGCGGAAUCACUGUUUCAACAUUCACCAGCUCGGUUCCCCCUCCAGAACCCAACACUGUCGUUACUACCGAAACCGAGUCCUGUCUGACCGAUGUUCCAGAAACUGAAACCACUCCUGAAACCACUCCAAAAUCUUCGAAGCCUCUGACUUCCACCGAGACUACCCCAGCUGAAUCGAAGCCAACCCCCGAAGAGUCCACUCCUGCUGAAUCUCAACCAGCUCCUGAAGAAUCUACUCCAGUUGAAUCUCAACCAGUACCUGAAGAAUCUACACCAGCUGAAACCACACCAAAGCUGAAGACAACUUCCAACACCACUCCAAAGGCUUCCACUCCAGCUGAGCCAACUCCUGAGACUAGUUCCUCCAAGACCAAACCUGAAACCUCAACGAAGCCCAAGGAAACCCCAGCCGAGUCUACCCCAGUGGAAUCUCAGCCAGCCGAGUCAACCUCAGAGAAUCCAAAGACCCCUGGUACUACUUCUGAAACACCCGCUGAGACAACACCUGCUGAGACAUCCCCAGAAAUGCCUUCCCCAGAAACUCCAGAGACUCCCGCUGAAACAACUCCACAAGAAACCACCCCAGCUGAAACCACCCCAGCUGAAACCACCCCAGCUGAAACCACCCCAGCUGAAACCACUCCUAGGAACGAAACUCCAGAAACACCACAGUCUGAAACCCCAGAGACAAACCACACCCCAGACGAACCAACCACAUCCUUGACUACCAGCAUCACACUGACCCACUACGUUCCCAACGAGACUGGCCAUUCUGAAACUGGCAAUACCGAAAAACCAAACACCUCCACUUACUCUGAGCCUCAACCUGAUGCCACUGAAACACCUACUACCCAAAAAUCGUCUUCGUUGAAGGGAGAGGUGACCACAUCUGAUUCUUUCACCCCAUCCACAUUGACAAGUGCUCCAGUUCCUAGCUGCUCUGGAGAAAACUGUUGCACUGGAGCAGACUGUGAAACAACUGUUUCUGUUCAAACUUCAAUCACUCAGUCAGAGGGUCCAAGCAUUUCUUCAUGGGAAGGUGCUGCUUCUGGAAAAUCCUUUUCCUUGAUGGCCGUUGCCGCCUGGGUUUUCCUUCUUUAA
Molecule: messenger RNA, 2295 nt
Organism: Candidozyma duobushaemuli
Lineage: Eukaryota; Fungi; Ascomycota; Pichiomycetes; Serinales; Metschnikowiaceae
Exons: 1
Coding region: 1-2295 (764 amino acids)
Source: RefSeq, a predicted model, not a curated record